Daucus carota subsp. sativus is the source of this 1146-nucleotide messenger RNA. RefSeq names its product zinc finger protein ZAT5. Bases 215 to 1042 code for a protein of 275 amino acids. NCBI's taxonomy places the organism in Eukaryota, Viridiplantae, Streptophyta, Magnoliopsida, Apiales, Apiaceae. The transcript has a single exon. The record is from RefSeq and is a predicted model, not a curated record.
AUCCACGAUAAGUGUUCACAAGGGAAGGGCGUUUAAUUUGACUCCAAACUCUGCUUUUUUAUGAUUCACUAAGCUAUAUAUAAAGCGACUCCCACAGUCACAUAUCACCUUCUCAUUUUUCUCUCCUACAUUAGCUGCUUUUCUUAGUCACUUUCCACACACUUCACUUCUUCUACUUGCAAACACUAACACACACUCUACACUACAAGAUAUCAUGACUCUUCUUGGCUCCGACAUAGAAGAAGCCUCAUCCCAAGAAUUAACCAUGGAGGCCCGGAGACGGAUAAUAUUCCGAGGAAAACGUACCAAACGAUCAAGGCCAAGGCCAUCCACCGUGGUCACCUCUAGCUCCUCCACUACCGGUGGUGAAAGAGGCCUCGAGGGCGAUGCCUAUUCUUUGAUACCUUCACCUCAAAGCUAUGGGAACUCUGCCUCAACACAAGAAGAUGAAGAUAUGGCGAAUUGUCUGAUGCUCUUGGCUCAAAGUGGGGGUAGCUUCAACCAGAAGCAACAUCACGACGAUGAGAUUUAUACUAAGAAGCUUUCAAGCCGUAAAUUCAACGAGAUGGUUUCCUCCACAUCUGGAAAAGAAGAGUUUUAUGCCUACGAAUGCAAGACUUGUAACCGAAGUUUCACCUCAUUUCAAGCUCUUGGAGGCCACCGAGCAAGCCACAAGAAACCUAAGAAUUUGAUCGAUGAAAAGGGAGCUCUAAUAUCCACAAUUCUUAACGAUAAAGAAGAUCAAGAACAUGGCCUUUUUAACAAGACAAGCGCGAUAAUCAGCCAGCAGAAAGCUAAGGUUCAUGAGUGUUCUACAUGUGGCUCGGAGUUCUCAUCAGGUCAAGCCUUGGGUGGUCACAUGAGAAGACAUCGAAUUCCGACAACAAAUACUAUAAGUUCUAUCAUCGAUCAUGAUGAUCAGAAGCCGAGAAAUCAUGUUCUGCAACUAGAUCUCAAUCUUCCGGCUCCAGAGGAUGAUCAUUAUGAUUCUAAGUUUCAGUUUGUAUUCUCUACUGCAGCCUUGGUAGAUUGUCAUUACUAGGAACAAGAAACUAUGUUGUCUAGCAUAUUAUGUUAUAUACAAGUGGGAUUUGAUUAAUGUAAAUUUCGAUUAUAUAUCUACAUAUUAUAACAUAUUCGUAAAUA